This is a messenger RNA of Drosophila arizonae, 1906 nucleotides long. RefSeq names its product inositol polyphosphate 5-phosphatase K. Gene Ontology annotation, cellular component: cytoplasm; ruffle; plasma membrane. Gene Ontology annotation, molecular function: phosphatidylinositol-4,5-bisphosphate 5-phosphatase activity. The record is from RefSeq and is a predicted model, not a curated record. Lineage: Eukaryota; Metazoa; Arthropoda; Insecta; Diptera; Drosophilidae. Gene Ontology annotation, biological process: phosphatidylinositol dephosphorylation.
GCUGUUUAUGGCUUAAUUGCUGUUCAAAAACGGGCUCUGCUGUUGCUUGUGUUGCUUUAUUUACUAUGCGCAUUGCGUACAUUAUUACGCUGAUUACUUCAUAGCGCAGCUUAGUAACUAACGCAGCAAUCAAACUAUAUUUGCAAUUACCAAAUCGAAUACCAAUUGCAACAUCCAAUUGCUAAAGCCAGCAACAACAGUAUAUACAAAACAAGAAGAGAACUCGUUAAAUCAUGAGCAAGACAGAGACAGCCGCACCCAAAGUGGAGUCGAGCGCACGCCAGAAACUGGAAACGUAUCGAGUCUAUGUGAUCACCUGGAAUGUUGGUAGCCGAUUCCCGGACAACAUUUCGCUGCGUCAGCUGCUGGGCCUGCAAGGCGAGGCCAGCGGCGAUGCGGCACAGGAAUUGCCCGACAUCUAUGCAAUUGGAUUGCAGGAGGUGAACGCACAGCCACAGCAUCAGGUGCUAGGCCUCUUCAAAGAGGAUCCAUGGACGCACAAGGCGAAGCAGCUGUUGCGCGGCUACAACUAUGUCGCCGUCAAGACAGAGCAGAUGCAGGGCCUGCUGUUGACCAUGUUUGUCCGCCGGCCGCAUGUUGAGCACCUGAAGGACAUAGAGGCGGAGUUUACGCGCACUGGCUUUGGCGGCAUCUGGGGCAACAAGGGAGCAGUGAGUGUGCGAUUCACGCUCUACGGCUGUGGUCUGGUGUUUGUGGUGGCCCACUUGGCUGCGCACGAUCACCAGCUGGACGAGCGCAUCGAGGACUACAAGCAGAUUCUUGAGAGCCAUCACUACCAUGUGAAGCGUUAUCGUGAGAUCUACGAUCACGACUACGUCUUCUGGUUCGGUGAUCUCAACUUUCGGCUGGAGGGGAACGACAGCGCCACCGAGGUGCGCGACGCCCUUGGCGACGACACCAAGCACGAGGAGCUGCUGCAGCGAGAUCAACUGUAUCAGGUGCGUGAGCGUACGCAAAAGGCAUUUCAGGUGCUGCACGAGCGCCUGCCCGCCUUUCCGCCCACAUUCAAGUUCAAGGAAGGCACCUCCGAAUACGAUAUGAAGCGCCGGCCCGCAUGGACAGAUCGCAUCAUGUACGCCGUGCAGCCGCUCAACCGGCAGCCUGGCAUGCAGCUGGCCAUUGAGCAGUGCUCCUACAAAUCCCACCCCGCCUACAACAUCAGCGACCAUAAGCCGGUCACCAGCGACUUCACGAUCAAGCUGUAUCCCAACUAUCGUGCACCGGGCAUUACAUUUAGUCCUGUCUCUGUGUGGAAGAUUGGCGACGAGAAUACCGUUGAGUACCGCAAGCACGCGGAAUUCGAGGAGGGGCCCAACGAUUGGAUCGCCAUCUAUGGCAUCGACUAUGCCAGCCUGGCGGACUAUGUGGCCUACGAGUAUGUCAACCAGGCUGAGUCGCCCACUUCCUCGGACUCGAAUCACGAGAGGGACUACUUUGAGAUGCCAGCGCCGACCCCGCAUCGUUCCCACCAUCAUCAUCGCAACCGGCAGCGCUUGCGCCGCCAGCAGGAGGCCAACGAGGAGCUGGUCCGCCUUGACUUCGCCGACGACGUCGACUUGCGCCACGGCGAACAAUAUGUGCUGAUCUACUUCCGCAGCACCGGACUGCGCGGCGUCACCAGCAUCGCGCACAUCUCCGGCCCCUUUGUGGCCGAGAAGCGCAGCGGAUCGCCGCAUCGCACCGAGUACCAUGUCGACUAGCUAGCGGAGGCCCUCGACAUCUAUAUACUUUAGUCGCAAGAUCAAGCACUUAACUCUUAUGCCUUAAUUUGUUAAACCUUAUUCUAUCUUAUAUAUACGUAUAUAUAUACAUAUGUAUGUGUACAUCAUUUGCAAUAUGAUUCAUGUGAAUGCAUUUCUUUUUAACGAUCUGUAAUUGUCUUCGA